CCGCUUCGUCUCCAGGAGGUGCACUACAAGAACCGCUACUGGCACGAGACCUGCUUCCGCUGUGCCAAGUGCCUUCACCCCUUGGCCAACGAGACCUUUGUGGCCAAGGACAACAAGAUCCUGUGCAACAAGUGCACCACCCGGGAGGACUCCCCCAAGUGCAAGGGGUGCUUCAAGCCGAUCGUGGCAGGAGAUCAAAACGUGGAGUACAAGAAGACCGUCUGGCACAAAGACUGCUUCACCUGCAGCAACUGCAAGCAAGUCAUCGGGACUGGAAGCUUCUUCCCUAAAGGGGAGGACUUCUACUGCGUGACUUGCCACGAGACCAAAUUCGCCAAGCACUGCGUGAAGUGCAACAAGGCCAUCACAUCCGGAGGAAUCACUUACCAGGACCAGCCCUGGCACGCCGAGUGCUUUGUGUGUGUCACGUGCUCUAAGAAGCUGGCCGGGCAGCGCUUCACUGCCGUGGAGGACCAGUACUACUGCGUGGAUUGCUACAAGAACUUUGUGGCCAAGAAGUGUGCCGGAUGCAAGAACCCCAUCACUGGGAAAAGGACUGUGUCAAGAGUGAGCCACCCAGUCUCUAAAGCUAGGAAGCCCCCAGUGUGCCACGGGAAACGCUUGCCUCUCACCCUGUUUCCCAGCGCCAACCUCCGGGGCAGGCAUCCGGGUGGAGAGAGGACUUGUCCCUCGUGGGUGGUGGUUCUUUAUAGAAAAAAUCGAAGCUUAGCAGCUCCUCGAGGCCCGGUAAGUGCACACCCCACGAACAGCCCAAGUUUGCCUCCUGGUGGCCACUUUGAUGCCAUGGCCCUGACCUAAAUCAAAGAAACUGGUUAUGCUGGGAGGUCGGUGCGCGUCACAGGGGCGAUAGC
Neomonachus schauinslandi (Hawaiian monk seal) is the source of this 872-nucleotide messenger RNA. RefSeq names its product four and a half LIM domains 1 (gene FHL1). The annotation marks the transcript as partial. Gene Ontology annotation, molecular function: transmembrane transporter binding. The record is from RefSeq and is a predicted model, not a curated record. NCBI's taxonomy places the organism in Eukaryota, Metazoa, Chordata, Mammalia, Carnivora, Phocidae. Gene Ontology annotation, biological process: muscle organ development. The transcript has 4 exons.